AUGAAUCAUCCUACCUCUUCAUAUGAUGAUCUUGUGAACAGAGCAGUUAACAUUGCGCUUGCUAAACCGAAACAACCAACAAAAACUGCUAACGGCUAUAUUCUUUAUAGAAUGAAUUAUUUUAAAAAUAAUCCGGGUAAAAGUAUGAUGUCUCUCUCACCAAUUAUUAAGACUGCAUGGAAUAACGAAUCACCUCAGAUUCGACAACUUUAUCUUGAUACGGCUAGAAAAGCUAAUGAGAAAUAUAAAAGUAUAAUAAAUCAAUCGCGACAACAAACUCCGCUGCCACAAACAUCGCCGUUGUCUCAAGUGGUGCCGUCACAACUGUCGUUGUCGCAAGCAUUGUCAUUACAACAAUCGCAAGUGUUGCCGUUGCAAUCGUUACAUUCACAACAAUUACAGCAAAUGUCGCUACCGUUACAAUCGUUAUAUUCACAGUCAAAAGCAGGAUAUUUUUCCUAUUCUGAACUACAAUUACAACAGUCCCCUCCGCAAACGUUGCCGCCGUUACAAUCCUCACAUCCACAGUUAGAAGCAGAAGAUUUUUCCUUUCCUGAACAAUUACAGCAGUCCACUCCACUAACGUCGCCGCCAUUACAAUCAUCACAUUCACAGCCAGAAGCAGGAAGUUUUCCCUUUGCUGAACAACAAUUACAACAGUCCCCUUCGCAAACGUUGCCGCCGUUACAAUCCUCACAUCCACAGUUAGAAGCAGAAGAUUUUUCCUUUCCUGAACAAUUACAGCAGUCCACUCCACUAACGUCGCCGCCAUUACAAUCAUCACAUUCACAGCCAGAAGCAGGAAGUUUUCCCUUUGCUGAACAACAAUUACAACAGUCCCCUUCGCAAACGUUGCCGCCGUUACAAUCAUCGUGUUCACAACCAGAAACAAAUAUACCUAGUAUUAUAAACCAAGAGGCAUAUGAAUAUGUAGUUAAUGCAUAUAAAAAUAACACCAACUGCGACUCUAUAAUUUUAGAAUUUCAUCACCAGAUUCAAGAAGCUUCUCGUUUCUUAGAGUCUUAUCGUGUUUUACCGAGUCAAAAUAUCACGAUAUGCUAA
Molecule: messenger RNA, 1062 nt
Organism: Ambispora leptoticha
Lineage: Eukaryota; Fungi; Glomeromycota; Glomeromycetes; Archaeosporales; Ambisporaceae
Source: the annotation of a GenBank genome assembly